AGUUUAUAGGCGAUAAUUUAUAUUUAAAAUUGCAAUAUUAAGUAAUGAAAUAUCUCGUUAAAUAUAGUGAAACGCUUCAAAUGAUUCUCAUCGCCGGUUUAGGCUCUGAUUCGAGUUUUAGAAUAUUGACCGCUUCGAUCGAUUAUCGGUCGGUCGGUCGGUUUUCAAAGGUAAUCGGAAGUGACGUCAUCAUAACUUUGGGGGCGAAAGGUCAUAUUUUGGACCGCUGUUCUUUGAACCUUUUCGUGCAUUUUGGAAUUCAAUGAUCUUGAGGACCCUCCGAUUAGAGUUUUACCCGUUUACGAUAUAAUGUUUGUACUUUUCUAGACGAGAUCGAACUAGAUCGGCCGAUAAUCGAUCUAUAUCGAUAUUCGAGGACGUUAAUAUUACUCAUCGAAGUCAAAGACGGAAAUGAGGGAAGUGACUUAGUUCGAGUGGGCGUUUCCGAAACAUUACUGAGAAAAUAGUUUACGUUGUUCGUAUUUAAGACAAGGUCAAUGAGUGGACGGAAUUAUUAAAUACAUACACAGCGUUCCCGACAAGUUUCGCGUGUCUCCACAUCGAAAAUCAGCGAACUAAAGCCAGAUUGGAGAAAAGUUUUUCUCACGUGACCAUCUCUAACCAAUAAUCUGUCGAGUUAGGGAUCCUCCACGUUCUUCAGGUAGUUGAUAGUCGCAGUGUUGCGAGUGGAUCCACCUUCUUUAGAUAAAAACCGAGAAAAGGAUCUAUAAAAAUAAAAUUUGGAAAAGUAUCGAAGUUGAUUGUGAUUAUUAUGUCUAAAGCAACAUACGAUCCGGAAAAACAAGAACCGAAAGAAAACGAUAAGUGUAUGGAGUCUCCAAGUAACGAAAGAGAAGAGAAUGGUGGGAACUGGAAGAGUCGCUUGACCGAAUUCGGUAAUAGAACUAAGACCUUUGCCUCGGAUAAUUUCAGAUUGGUUAUCAUAUUGUUAUGCAUUAUGCUCAUCAUCUUCUUCAUUAUCAUCAUAACUCUGGCAGUUCUGUUAGGGAAGUCUGGUUGUGAGAUUCCCGCCUACUGUAGUGACAGUCGGUGUCUGAGAGCGGCGGCAGAGGUUGUUUCCAAUAUGAAUGAUUCGGUGGAUCCCUGUUCCGAUUUUUUUACCUACUCUUGCAGAGAUUGGAUGGCUCGGUUUCCCUCGCCCGAGAUUGGUUCCCAUUCUCUGAUAGACAAUGUCCGGAGCGGCAUUUUCUUGGAUGUCAGGCACCUGAUCGAUCUGGUCGGUGACGAGCAGAACGACGAGGCUGCCGACAAGAAGGUCAAGCUCUUCUAUUCGGCUUGCAUGAAGGAGACAGAAAUCAAAUUCUGGUCUUUCCAGCUGUUGAUGCAAUCCAUAGGAGAAGUGGGAGGUUGGGACAUCAUCAAUUCUGCCAUGAAACCUUCCUGGGAUAGAACCAAAGUUUUGGCCAAGUUACAGGCCAGUUUUGGUGUUCAUGCCUUUUUGAAGAUAUCCGUUGGUGCCGACAAUAGAAAUCCUAGCAGGAAUAUUAUUAAACUACAUUCCAAUUUGACUGUUCUUGAUUUGAUGGAUGACAUUGGAGGAAUUAAAUUUGCCUUCUCGGCAUACCAAAAUAGUAAUGAUAAGAGUGGAUUACUUCCUGGUAUAAACAAGAAUCAUGAUCAACUUUUCUUUAUAUCCUAUGCACAGUCUCUAUGUCAGAUAUCACAGCCAGGAAGAAUAGUGACGUGGAAUAAUCAAUAUUCAUUACCAAAUAGAUUAAGUCAAAAACAAUACAAGAAAUUAUUAAUUUACAAUUUUGUUUUAAAAAUAGGUGCUGUUGAUAUUAAUUCUCCAUCUGAAGACAGGUGGGAGUUCUGUAUUGAUCAGACCAUUCAUUAUUUAGGUCACGCUGUAAGUGCUCUCUAUGUAAAAAAACGUUUUUCUUCAGAAAUAAAAUCAGAUGUUCAACAAAUGGUAGAAAAUAUUCGUUCCUCUAUCAUGAAAGAAGUAAAUUCAUUUCCCUGGUUAAACAGUGAAGAAAAGAAGAUUGCUCAAGAAAAAAUAAAUUUAUUAAAUGUUGAGAUUGGUCAUCCUGAAUUUAUACUAAAUAAUGAACAAUUAGAAACUUAUUAUGAAAGUUUUUCAAUAAAAAAUACCCACAUUUCAAAUAUAUUUCAAGGUGAAGUAUUUCUAAAAAGAAAAGAAGAAUUAUUAUUAAAACAACCAUUUUCUAUAGAUCAUAGUUGGGGUAUAUAUUCAGUAGAUGUAAGAUCAAGAUAUUCUUACAUUAAUAAUAAUAUUGGUAAGUAUUGCAAUUAGAUUUUGACUUUAAAUGAUUAAUUUAAAAAUAAUUGAAAAUAUGAGGCAUGUCUGGAAAGUAAAGUAAGUACCGUUUCGUUUUACCGCCACUGCAGCGGUAGUAUCACAGUUUAGCACCUGCAUACACGUGUCUCUGGUUGAUUGUCAGUCCAGUGACGCCAUUAGAGCCAGAUUGUGUUGUUUUUCCAUGUGUUAGUGAGCGUUCAAAAUGUUUAAGACGAUUGCCGAUUCCGCCGACUGUGAAGUGCGUUCUGUAAUACAGUUUUUGAAUGUUAAGCCAGUUGAAAUUCAUUGUCAACUUGUAGAGAUUUAUGGUGAAAAUGUAAUGAGUGAUGGAAGGUGAGAAAGUGGGUUUGACAAUUCAAUGCUGGAUGCACCAAUGUUCAUGACGAAGCACGGAGUGGCUGGCCUUCUGUUGUCAAUGAUGGUUUGGUUGCAAAAGUGAAUGAGAAAUAAAUUAAACUUCACUCUGACACCGGGGAUGAAAUACUAAAUACGGAAUCUGUUACCGGUGCAAUUUAUUGUAAAAAGCUUUUAACUCUCAUUAGGGCUAGAGCUAAACUACAAUUCCUAACGGAAUGCAAAAGGAACGGACUAUAUCCAAUGUCAUUCUUUCGCAUAUUUAAAUAUCUAUGUUCCAUUUUUUGAAGUGUUCCAUCGGAAUUUUUUCUCUCCCUGAAGAAGAGCUAUCUGGAAAGCUCGAAAACGUUUGUGAAAGGAAGAUUUUUUCACGCAAAAUUACACCGGUAACAGGUUCUGUAUUUAGUGAAUGAGAAAAUUCUUGAAAACAGACGGUACAAUAAGAUUGCUUUGUGAUGAGUUUCCACAAAUUUCAAAAACUGUUUUGCAUGAGAUUGUUGCAAAUCAAUGUUCAGCAGUGGCUGUCUUCACUGGCAGCAUCUUUCUUUGAAGAAGGUAUAGACAAUAUAUCCUAUACCUUCUUUGAAGGUAUAGGAUAUAUAUUGGUUUCCCGAUAUGACAAAUGUCUGAACAAUGGUGGUAACUAUGUAGAAAAAUAGUUUCAAACAUGCUAUUUCAUGUAAAAAUAAAUUUUGUUUUGAAAAAAGAUUUUUUAUGUGAGUUUUUCCAAAAUGGUACUUACUUUCCGGACACGCCUCAUAUAAGGUACCAUAAUUUAUAGUAAAAGUUGAAAUGAAGAACCACAUUUAUUAUUAAUAUUUCAACAC
This is a messenger RNA of Centruroides sculpturatus (bark scorpion), 3465 nucleotides long. RefSeq names its product phosphate-regulating neutral endopeptidase-like. NCBI's taxonomy places the organism in Eukaryota, Metazoa, Arthropoda, Arachnida, Scorpiones, Buthidae. The record is from RefSeq and is a predicted model, not a curated record. Bases 773 to 2278 code for a protein of 501 amino acids. Gene Ontology annotation, biological process: protein processing. The transcript has 10 exons. Gene Ontology annotation, cellular component: plasma membrane. Gene Ontology annotation, molecular function: metalloendopeptidase activity.